Alosa alosa (allis shad) is the source of this 2818-nucleotide messenger RNA. It is a transcript of the gene runx1, whose product is annotated as RUNX family transcription factor 1. NCBI's taxonomy places the organism in Eukaryota, Metazoa, Chordata, Actinopteri, Clupeiformes, Clupeidae. The coding region runs from base 1042 to 2454 and encodes 470 amino acids. The record is from RefSeq and is a predicted model, not a curated record. The transcript is spliced from 7 exons. Gene Ontology annotation, cellular component: nucleus. Gene Ontology annotation, biological process: neuron differentiation; hemopoiesis; regulation of cell differentiation. Gene Ontology annotation, molecular function: ATP binding; RNA polymerase II cis-regulatory region sequence-specific DNA binding; DNA-binding transcription factor activity, RNA polymerase II-specific.
ACACACACACACACACACACACACACACACACACACGCGCAGAUCUGCUCUGGGUGACCACACAGUGACCAGACUGAUGACAAUGUUCCCUCUCUUCCUUUCCCACCACAGAACACUAUUUCAUCACACACACCUAAAAAGGAAGCAAUGUUUUUUUUCUUCUCUCUAACAGCAAUACAUCAUGCUAUCUAAUCCAUCUCUCUAGCAGUGGGUGUGGAUCAAGGUGUGCUGACAUAAUAAUUUGUUUUUAAAAACAGGAAAGAGAAGUAACAAUUCAUAGACAUUUGCAAUGACUUGCAGUACAGCUUUAGUAUUUCAUCAAAUAGAGUCAUUUUGGCCCUGCUCAUCUCUCUUGCAAAACAAAUGAUGUCAGCUUUAACUACAGCCUAACUAAUGACUGAGCUUUCACUAACUCCUAACUAAGCUUUAAUGACAGCCCGUGCACUACUACACACAGACAGAGACAGAGCGGAUGGUGACGGGAGCAGAGGCAUUUAAGAGAGAGAAAGAAAACAGAGAGAAAAGAGAUGAAGGGAAAGAGAGUAUGAAGAGAAAGAGAGAGAUGAAUAGAUAAAGAGAGAGAGAGAGUGGGGGUAAGUGAGGAGAGGCUGAGAGAGAAAAUCAUUUAAGUAGCUAAAUGAAACGAGCAGGUAGAGAUAGCCCCGGGGCAGAGAGGCGGCUGUCUCCUGAGGCUGCAUUAAACGGCCAGAGGCUCUCCUCUCCUCUCCUCUCCUCUCCUCUCACCUCCUCGCCUCUCUUUACACAUUUGCUUCUUCGUCACGGCUUUUUGCUUAUAAGCAUGUUGGCGUGUGUGUGUGUGUGUGUGUGUGUGUGUGUGUGUGUGUUGGAGGGGGGCACAGUUGGAGUAUAUAGCGAGUAGAGGGUCUGACUGCAGAGACGGCGUCUCCUGAUUCGUCAAAGUCAGAGGCAGUUGAGCAACUUCAAGAUUCCACUGAUUAGUGAGCAGGAAAUUGGGGUUGCCACACAUAUCCUCUCUCUCGCUCACUCUUCACGCCUCCCCCCCUCACCCAAACCUACAAGAUGACCGGCAUGAACCCUGGAGGCUUCAGCUCAUCCACCGGUUUGUCCUGGGCCAUGUACCUGAUGAGGAAGGGCCGAAACAGCAACUCUCUCUUUGACCCUACCCCAGGGCGCCGCUUCACUCCCCCCUCCACCACCCUGGGGUCCGGUGGGAAGAUGAGCGAGGGUCUCCCCCUCGGCGCCCAGGAGGGCAGUGGUGCUACCCUGGUGGGCAAGCUCCGCAUGGCGGACAGGAGCAUGGUGGAGGUGCUGUCCGACCAUCCAGGGGAACUGGUACGGACCGACAGUCCCAACUUCCUGUGUUCCGUGCUUCCCACUCACUGGCGUUGUAACAAGACCCUGCCAAUUGCAUUUAAGGUGGUGGCCUUGGGAGACAUUCCCGACGGAACGCUGGUGACCGUGAUGGCGGGGAACGACGAGAACUACUCGGCAGAGCUGCGCAACGCCACGGCGGCCCUCAAGAACCAGGUGGCACGCUUCAACGACCUGCGCUUCGUCGGCCGAAGUGGUAGAGGUAAAAGUUUCACUCUGACCAUCACCGUGUUCACAAACCCACCCCAGGUGGCCACCUAUCAGCGCGCCAUUAAGAUCACAGUGGACGGGCCUCGAGAACCACGCCGACACAGGCAGAAGCUGGAGGAGUCAGUGAAGCCCGGCACGCUGGCCUUCUCUGAGCAGCUCAGACGCAGCGCCAUGCGGUGCAGCCCCAACCCCAACGCCCGCAACACACUCACCACGCCACCCUUCGGCAGCCCCGCACACACACAGCUGCCCGACUCCAGGCAGAUGCAGACGUCUCCGUCCUGGUCCUAUGAGCAGCCAUACCCCUACCUGAGCCAGAUCUCCACGCCGACUGUUCACCCGACAACGCCCAUCUCGCCCAGUCGCAACUCUAUUCACUGCUCUGAGCUAACAGCAUUCAGUGACCCCCGCAUGACCCUGGAACGACCUUUCACCUCACUGUCCACAAUUCCAGAUGGCCGCUUCUCAGACCCACGCAUGCACUACCCGACCGGAGCCUUCCCGUACCCUCCCACGCCGGUCACCAACGCCAUUGGUAUCGGAAUGUCAGCCAUGACGGGCCCGACCGGCCGCUACCCUACCUACUUGCCUCCGCCUUACCCCUCUGCCUCCUCCCAAGGUCAAGGUGGUCCAUUCCAGGCCAGCUCGUCUCCCUAUCACCUCUACUAUAGCACAACAGCUGGGUCAUACCAAUUUUCCAUGAUGGCAGGGGGAGGUGGCGGGGAACGGUCACCUCCUCGCAUCCUGCCCCCCUGCACCAAUGCCUCCACUGGCUCCACCCUCCUCCACCCCUCCUUGCCCAAUCAGAGUGACGUUGUCGUGGAGACGGAGGGGAGCCACAGUAGCUCUCCCACCAAUAUGUCGGCAGAGGCGGUGUGGCGGCCAUAUUGAGUGCCAUAGCUUUGAGCUUUGAAGGACUUCUGGACUGACCACUGGCCAAACAGCUGGUGGUUUCCCAUUAGAGGAAUAGACUCCUAUAGAUGUGUGACACCAGGACUGUAGAUUGUAUUUUACACUGAGGAGCAUGUAAGACUCGCAUUUGUUUUGCUAAAGAGUUGCAGAUAGUCUGUGUUUAAUAUUGUUGUUUUAAUUAUUUUUUAAUAUUGUUAUUGUUGUUGUUAUUAUUAUUGUUAUUAUUAUUAUUGUCAUCAUUAUUACUGUUAUUACUGAUAAUGGUGGAUUAUUUUAGGAGUGUUAAUGGAUUGCCCAUGUAUGUCAACACUGCUUCCUUUUUAUACAUGCACCCCACACACAC